This is a messenger RNA of Carassius gibelio (silver crucian carp), 2480 nucleotides long. Its product is annotated as protein FAM199X. The record is from RefSeq and is a predicted model, not a curated record. Bases 155 to 1240 code for a protein of 361 amino acids. The transcript has 7 exons. Lineage: Eukaryota; Metazoa; Chordata; Actinopteri; Cypriniformes; Cyprinidae.
GCGGGCGCAGAUUUGCGCACAGGACGCGACGCGCCACUAAACCACAGAAGAAGAUCAGCUGCUGGGUCGUGACGUCAGCAGCAGAAGAGGAUUGAGAGCGGAUGUUUGCGCUGCUCUUCAUAAACCUUUAAAACAGACCAGACACAGCUUCCUGAUGUCUGAGGACGUCUACGAGAAGUUCCUGGCUCCAGAAGAGCCGUUUCCACUGCUGUCUCAGAGAGGGAUCUCCAGUGAGGAUGCCACGCUGGACGCCAGUGACUUCAGCUUUCAGCUGUCCUCGUGUCACCGGACAGACCCUCUCCACCGCUUCCACAGCAGCAGGUGGCACCUGACCUCCUGUGGCACCAGCGUGGCCAGCUCAGACUGCAGCGAGGAGCUCUUCUCCUCCGUGUCUGUGGGUGAUCAGGACGACUGCUACUCUCUGCUGGACGAGCAGGAGCUGGCCUCCUUUGAGCUGUUCCCCGAGGGCAGUGUGUGCAGCGACGUGUCCUCCUCCAUCAGCACAUACUGGGACUGGUCAGACUCAGAGUUUGAGUGGCAGUUACCCGGCAGUGAUCUAGCCAGCGGCAGCGAUGUGCUCUCCGACAUCAUUCCCAGCGUGCCCAGCUCCCCCUGCCUCGCGUCCAAACGGAGAAACAAACCGCACCGGAACCUGGACGAGCUUCCCUGGAGCGCCAUGAGCAACGACGAGCAGGUGGAAUAUAUUGAGUAUUUGAGUCGAAAGGUGAGCACAGAGAUGGGACUUCGGGAGCAGCUUGACAUCAUUAAAAUAAUCGACCCGAGUGCUCAGAUUCUGCCGACAGACAGCGAGUUCAUCAUCGAGCUGAACUGCCUCACCGAUGAGAAGCUCAAGCAGGUGCGGAGCUACAUCCGAGAGCACGGUCCGCGGCAGCAGCGCAGUGUGAAGAGGAGUCUGGCCAGCAGUGUGAGCGCUCACAGCAGCAGUAACGCCAGCAUCACCAGCAGCAUCAGCAGCAGCAGCACCUCCACCACCUCCAGCAUCAGCAGAGCUCACAGCGACGGGAACCUGGCCUCCGCCGCAGAGAGGAUACGGGACUCCAAGAAGCGCUCCAAGCAGAGGAAGCUGCAGCAGAAGGCCCUGCGCAAGCGUCAGCUGAAGGAGCAGAGACAGGCUCGUAAGGAGAGACUGAGCGGUCUGUUCCUGAACGAGGAGGUGCUGUCUCUCAGAGUCCCAGAAGAGGAGGAGGACCACUGCGACGACCUGGACGUGCUGAUGUGACCCCAGUGACCCUUCAGUGUUCCUUCUACGCCUCCUCCUCAUCAUCAUCCUCAUCACACACAGCAGCGGUGCAGUCUCAGAGCACCUAGCGUCAACGCUAACAUCUGUCUGCUGCGGCCUCACACACACGCUUCAGAAAUACAGUCAAACCAGACACUGUUCAGACACCUUCAACACGUCUCACUUUAUUUCACGCUCAUAAAAUAUGAGAAGAACUUUGAGAUAAAGCUAUGUAACAAAACAUGCUCAGGUCAAAGAGUCAGAACAUAUUUUUGGGCUUAAAAUCUUUGUUUUACUAUCCUCACUUACAUUAAUGAACAGUGUAAAAAAAUAAAAUGAUAAUUAUAUCUGGUGUCUGAAUAAGUUUGGUUGAACUGUAUAUGUCAGAGAUAAAUGAUUAAGUACAUAACACUAAUUGUAUGUGAUAGCAAGUUUAAAACACACUUGUAGAAUUGUGUUCUGCUCUGAGCCAGAAGACAGCGUUCUGUGCCCGCGCAUCUGAAUCGAGGAGAGCUCGGACACGUUCUUCAGUAGCAGUGAAAGAACAGAGAGGUGUUUGUGUUUCAUCACGGUCUCCACUGAGCAUCUGUUCAUUACCUGUACAUCAGUUCUUGUGUAAUGAUGAACUCAGGCAUAGAGGGAACACUGACCGCUCAAGACAUCGCUCGCUCGCUCUCUGCUUCUGUUGGAAAUCUCAUCAAAUCAUGCUUUUGACAUUACAAUUCACAUCAAAAUCAGAGAAAGGAAUAUUUCAUAACUUUGUGAUUAUAUUUAUAUAAUCUGUGUUGUAGAGUGGAAGUGAGGGACUUUGUUUUAGUGUAAAAACUACACUCAUUCAUUAUCUAACAUGUUUUGUUUGGGCCAGAAUGUGUUUGCUUACAGCAUUUGUUUUUGUUAACCUCGCUUAUGUGUUAUUUAAGCUUUCUUUAUAAAUGCAAGCUUUGUUUUAUUGCAGAUGUACUAUUUGAACAAUGAUUUUCCCAAAAAUGUUGCAAAAUGUCUAAAAAACAUAUAUCUAUUGGUUUCACCAUUUGUAAAACAACAGAUAUUUCGAGUCAGGCAUAAAUGUAAGUUAGUAUGACUUAACCGCUUUAGUGAAAUGUCUGCAUAUUCUUAAUUCUAACUGAAUAAAAUCAAAGUAUGACGUGGAUGAGAUGUGAAAUAUGUUGAACAUCAAAAUGCUUUUGUGUCUUAAUAAUAUACUGUCUUGACAUUAAAUAUUUUGAAGCAUUUAAAACAA